Molecule: messenger RNA, 1656 nt
Organism: Perognathus longimembris pacificus (Pacific pocket mouse)
Lineage: Eukaryota; Metazoa; Chordata; Mammalia; Rodentia; Heteromyidae
Gene: Lysmd3
Product: LysM domain containing 3
Exons: 3
Coding region: 172-1089 (305 amino acids)
Biological process (GO): Golgi organization
Cellular component (GO): Golgi apparatus
Source: RefSeq, a predicted model, not a curated record
CAUUGCUGGCGCACACCCCGGAAGCUGGGGACGUUGGCAGCAGCGGCUACUACCGUGCUGGACCCGUACGUUGAGGCUCGGCCAUGAAUUUGUCGCGGACAGCAGUAGCGGCUGCGAACUGGGUAUCCAAGUCUUUGCCACGUCCCCUCUGCUAACGGAUCAGAUUUUAACAUGGCAGGAAGACAUCAGAAUCGUAUUUCUCUCCCAGCAGUUCAGUCAAGUGCUCAAGGACAUGCUUUUGGAAAUUGUAUAGACAGUGAUAUGCUAGAAGAAGAUGCUGAAGUGUAUGAGCUUCGAUCUAGAGGAAAAGAGAAAGUUCGAAGAAGUACAUCAAGAGAUAGACUUGAUGAUAUUAUUGUGUUAACGAAAGAUAUACAGGAAGGAGAUACUUUAAAUGCAAUAGCCCUUCAGUACUGUUGCACAGUAGCAGAUAUAAAGAGAAUUAACAAUCUCAUCAGCGAUCAAGACUUUUUUGCCCUUAGGUCUAUCAAAAUUCCAGUUAAAAAGUUUAGUUCGUUGACUGAAACAUUGUAUACCCCAAAAGGAAGACAAGCUUCCCGUCCUUAUGUUCAAUAUGCUCCUGAACCCCAGGAAAUUUUGCCAGCUGACUCUCUUUCCUCCAGUGAGUCAGCUGGCAGCUUUUUAAAAGAAGUAGACCGAGACAUAGAACAACUAGUGAAGUGUACAGACACCAAGAAAGAGAACCUGAAUGAGGUGGUAUCUGCUUUGACGGCACAACAAGUUCGUUUUGAACGUGAUAACAAAACUACGCAACCUAAGGAUCCCUACUAUGGAGCAGACUGGGGAAUAGGUUGGUGGACAGCUGUAGUGAUAAUGUUGAUAGUUGGUAUUAUAACACCAGUAUUUUAUUUGCUAUAUUAUGAAAUUUUAGCUAAAGCAGAUGUUAGUCAUCAUUCAACAGUGGACUCUUCACAUUUGCAUUCGGGAAUCACACCUCCGUCACAACAUAGGGAAAUGGAAAAUGUAAUUUCUCCAACUAAAGGAGUACAUAUUGGCCAACAAGAAGACCAGAUACUGUAUAGCCAGGAUUCUCAUUCACCUGUGCUCAACACAAAACAUAGCACUUAGCUCAUAGUCACUGUGUUAAUAAUUACAUACAUCUAGAAUGUGUUUACUCAGUUAUAUCCAGUACCCACUUCAGAUGCAGACUUUAGGGAGAUUAAGGUGCUUUUCUUACCUUCCUAAAAUUUAAGCCAUUUAAAAGUGUUAUCAGAUCCCUACGGUUGAAGAUGUUAUUACUGAGCUGGCAAUCCAGGUGUUAAUAUGAAUACUUAAAGAAUUUGAAUACGUGUUUAGGAAGUUCUUUCUUGGAAUACAUGUUUCAUUAUUCGAGAUUAUGUUAAAUUUUAUCUUUUAAGUCAUUUUUGAUUAAGGUUUUGAUAAAUUUGUGAAAUAGAAUGAUAGUCUCUGAUGUCUGCAGCUGAAGAAAAUUUUGUACUGUGACCCACCACAAAAUUUAAUUGCGAAAAAAGUAUGGUUCUGCAGUUAUUUGAUAGCAAGACUCCAUAUUUGAAAUUUUAAAAACAUGCUUAUGCAGCAAAUGUACUAUGAAAUCUUAAACAGAAACAAAUGGAAACAUAAUGUGUAAUUUAUGUAACAAAGACUAGGACAUUGAUUAAAUAUUUUUAAGACCCC